AUGGCGGAACCUACCAGCCAAACUACAAUUAUACCCCACAAUCAGCAGCCGUAUGUUACCCGGCAAUAUCCCUCGCCUGCCGAGCUCGACGCAACCAUCGAGCGUGCUGCUGUGGCUCAGAAUGCAUGGGCUCAGCGACCGCUCGCAGACCGUAUUGCUGUUGGUCGCGCGUUUGUUGUAAGUUGGUUGCAGAUACUAGCUUUAAUGAAGAUCGCAGCGGGAGAUAACUUCGCGCUUGAGCUUACUAUGCAGAUGGGCCGGCCUAUUUCUCAGGCUGCUGGCGAAGUUCGAGGCUUCCUCCAGCGUGCCGAGUACAUGCUUUCUAUUGCAGAGUCUUCCCUAGCGGACGUUCCUCUCACAGACACCGACGCUCCUGGUUUCCGGCGCUUCAUUCGCCGUACGCCGCUCGGUGUCGUGUUUGUCAUUUCUCCUUGGAACUACCCUUACCUCGUGACGAUCAACUCAGUCCUGCCCGCGCUCAUUGCGGGCAACGCCGUCCUCCUCAAGCCGUCUCCGCAGACCCCGCUUACCGCUGAACGCUUUGCCGACGCGCUGAAGGCUGCCGGGCUUCCCGAUGGGCUUAUGCAAGUGCUCCAUCUCUCGCCAUCGCUGUCAACGCGUGUUAUCCAGCACUCCAAGGUCGAGUUUGUGAGCUUCACAGGGAGCGUAGCUGGCGGUAGGGCGGUCGAGCGUGCUGCGGUUGAAGCGGAGGGGUUCAAGGGCGUUGCGCUCGAGUUGGGUGGAAAGGACCCGGCGUACGUCCGACCGGACGCCGACAUCGCAUAUACAGUCGCAGAGCUCGUUGACGGCGCAAUGUUCAACUCGGGGCAAAGCUGUUGUUCUAUCGAGCGCAUAUAUGUACACGAAUCCGUAUACGAUCACUUCGUUGAGCGCUUUGUCGACCUCACCAAGAAAUACAAGCUGGGUGAUCCAACAGCCAAGGAGACCAACCUUGGUCCCGUAGUAAGCGUCGCUAGCGCAGAUCGCAUUCGUGCACAAGUUCAGGCAGCUGUCAAGGCUGGCGCAAAGACGCAUAUACCAGGGGAGCUGUUCCCUGAGGCAAAGCCAGGAACCGCGUUCGUCGCACCCCAAGUUCUGACGGAUGUCAACCAUAAAAUGGAGAUCAUGACCGAAGAGACCUUUGGCCCAGUGAUCGGGAUACAACGUGUUUCUUCGGACGAAGAGGCCAUCGCGCUGAUGAACGACUCGCCGUACGGGUUAACUGCAUCCGUGUGGACCGACGCGGCGAACAACAAGGAGAGCGAAAAGGCGUUCUUGAACCUUGUAGAUAAGAUCGAGACGGGAACGGUGUUCUUGAACCGGUGCGAUGUGCUCGAUCCGGCACUGGCCUGGACGGGGGUGAAGAACAGUGGGCGGGGUGUUAGUUUAAGCAAGUUUGGGUAUGACCAGCUGACAAGAGCCAAGUCGGUGCAUAUGAAAAUCAAGACGGCAUAG
Messenger RNA from Coniophora puteana RWD-64-598 SS2, 1455 nucleotides. Its product is annotated as succinate semialdehyde dehydrogenase. The record is from RefSeq and is a predicted model, not a curated record. Bases 1 to 1455 code for a protein of 484 amino acids. NCBI's taxonomy places the organism in Eukaryota, Fungi, Basidiomycota, Agaricomycetes, Boletales, Coniophoraceae. The transcript has 12 exons. Gene Ontology annotation, molecular function: aldehyde dehydrogenase (NAD+) activity.